Messenger RNA from Morchella importuna, 447 nucleotides. RefSeq lists its product as uncharacterized. Bases 1 to 447 code for a protein of 148 amino acids. NCBI's taxonomy places the organism in Eukaryota, Fungi, Ascomycota, Pezizomycetes, Pezizales, Morchellaceae. The record is from RefSeq and is a predicted model, not a curated record. The transcript is spliced from 3 exons.
AUGUCCAACUGGGCUGAAUCCAUCAUCGGCGCUUCCAGUCACCAGGACUUCCUCGGCUCGAGGUGCUUGCGCGAUGAAUCUUCAAAAAUCGAGGCACUAACUACAGUACAGAGUCUACAUUUUUAUCUUCGUUGCGACUGUGAGGAUUUGGUUUCACGCAUGGACUACGUGUCUUACAUAUUUUUCGGAGUGUUCUGCGGUUACACAUCUUAUAUUGGGUUUGCGAACUUCAUUCUCCAUAGACACUGUCUCACAUAUACAGCAUCACUCCUGAUCUACUCCCACGUACCAAGUUCUCCUCUUUCUCGUUUUGCAAGGUGCACCGAUGUCGUACAGUUAUACUUUGACGUUUCCAUCUGUCAUUCCGAUACAUCUCCAAUAGACCCCAAAGAUGGGUUCAAAUGGCAAGUCAUACUACGAUUUCCCUUUUUACCUUGCGCAGGCUAG